Messenger RNA from Cucurbitaria berberidis CBS 394.84, 1185 nucleotides. RefSeq lists its product as uncharacterized. Gene Ontology annotation, biological process: rRNA catabolic process; U4 snRNA 3'-end processing; nuclear mRNA surveillance. The transcript has 3 exons. Lineage: Eukaryota; Fungi; Ascomycota; Dothideomycetes; Pleosporales; Cucurbitariaceae. Gene Ontology annotation, cellular component: cytoplasmic exosome (RNase complex); nucleolus; nuclear exosome (RNase complex). The record is from RefSeq and is a predicted model, not a curated record. Bases 23 to 802 code for a protein of 259 amino acids.
CAGAACGCACAAUUCGCUCAAGAUGAUCGCUCCAGAAGUUACAUUAACGCAUCUUAAUCGUGCCGACGGCUCCGCAACAUACACACACAUUGGCUAUUCAAUUAUUGGUGCGGUCAAUGGCCCAAUCGAGGUGCAGCGAAGAGACGAACAGCCCGAGGACGCGACUAUUGAGGUGAAUGUCAGGCCCGCUGUUGGUGUGGGAAGCCCAAAAGAGCGACAUCUCGAAACUCUCCUCCACAACACAUUGCGCAGCAUCAUAUUGACGCGCCUCAUACCACGGACACUUGUACAAAUCACGCUACAGAUCAGAAGCCUACCAGAAGAAGAUGAUUCGACUGGUGUCAAUACCAGCCUCACAAUUCUCCCACACCUUCUCCACACCGCGCUCCUCGCGCUUCUCUCCGCCUCGAUACCCCUCCGCACAAUUCUAACCUCCGUUUUAAUCGCUGUCCCGUCCUCUGCUUCUCCAAAUACCUCCUCCACACCACUGCUCUCGCCGACCGCGAACGAACUCUUACGCGCGAAACCUGUACGCUCUAUCCACGUCUUCGCAUUUUCAGGCGACCGAAAACUGUUACUGAAUGAGAGUGAUGGAACAUUCAGCUACGCGGAAUGGGCAGAAGCAUGCGAAAAGGCGGAGGAGGUGUGUUGUGGAGAGGAAGAAGAGGGAGGCGUAAAGUUGGAUGAAGGGGAAAGCAUGGAACUCGAUGGGCAGGUGCAGGAGGAGAGUUUGGAAAAGUGGUUGAGGGGCGUAGUGAGGAGGAAGGUGGAGUGGGAGCAGAGGUGGAAGAGUGCUACUUGAGCAUCUGAAGCGAGCAGUCAUACAUCGCAUACCGCAGACUCUGAAGAUGGAGUGAGUGGCAUGGCCGACAUCCUCAUGUCCCCGCGCCUGUCUGCUAGGCUAGCGAUCUGUUCACGUCGACCGGAAAUGACUCGAGGAGGACUGUUUGGCCGAUGCGGCGAGCACAAGCUUGGGUCUGAGUAACACGGUCAACAGACGACGAACCUUUUUAUUAUGACGGAGGAACGGACCGAGUCAUAUACGGAAGGUGGUACAACGCUGGCAGCGUGUCGUGAGUGAACUUCACGGUAAGUAAUCACCGUCGCGGAUAUAUACUGUAGAAGAUGAGAUAAUGAUGAUGCUAUAUAAAGACUCCUAUAUACAAUACACCAUAAUGGAGUUUU